Ananas comosus (pineapple) is the source of this 693-nucleotide messenger RNA. Its product is annotated as 60S acidic ribosomal protein P1-like. The record is from RefSeq and is a predicted model, not a curated record. NCBI's taxonomy places the organism in Eukaryota, Viridiplantae, Streptophyta, Magnoliopsida, Poales, Bromeliaceae. Gene Ontology annotation, cellular component: ribosome; cytosolic large ribosomal subunit. Gene Ontology annotation, biological process: translational elongation; cytoplasmic translation. The transcript is spliced from 4 exons. Bases 104 to 451 code for a protein of 115 amino acids. Gene Ontology annotation, molecular function: ribonucleoprotein complex binding; structural constituent of ribosome; protein kinase activator activity.
AAGCAUUACCCGAUCCCGCGGUAUAAAAGGAUCUCCUUGGGGCGCCGCAGCUCAGAAAACCCUAAUUCUUUGGUGGCGUCUUCAUCGAUCUCCCCAUCCGAGCAUGGCUGCGAUCGGAGAGCUUGCCUGCACCUACGCCGCGCUCAUCCUCCACGAAGAUGGCAUCCCAAUCACGGCGGAGAAGAUCGCGACCAUUGUGAAGGCGUCGAACUUGAAGAUCGAUUCGUACUGGCCCGCGCUCUUCGCCAAGCUCCUUCAGAAGAGGAACAUCGACGAUCUCAUCUUGAGCGUCGGAUCUGGCGGAGGCGGCGCUGCAGUUGCCGUUUCCGCUGCUCCGGCCGGCGGUGCUGGUGCCGCCGCUGCUCCUGCUGCCGCCCCUGCGGCCGAGGAGAAGAAGGAGGAGCCCAAGGAAGAGAGCGACGACGAUAUGGGCUUCAGCUUGUUUGAUUAGGGAGAGGAGGAGAAGAAGAGAGAAUUGUAGCUCUAAGAUUUUUUCCUUUCUUUUUUCUAUUAUCAGUCUUACGUAAGGUAAGAUACUGGUGCGCUUUUUUCCUUCUGUGUCCCUUAUCUUAGAUAUCAAACGGUUGUAUGGUAUGGUUUUUCUCGUUGAGAUUUUGAUACCCUUAUCAAAUCAUCAUCAUCAUAUGCUUUAUUUUGCAGUUUUGAAGUGACAAUCUGUUGAGCUUUAAGCUA